Molecule: messenger RNA, 3762 nt
Organism: Poeciliopsis prolifica (blackstripe livebearer)
Lineage: Eukaryota; Metazoa; Chordata; Actinopteri; Cyprinodontiformes; Poeciliidae
Product: protein phosphatase 1 regulatory subunit 1A-like
Exons: 7
Coding region: 316-945 (209 amino acids)
Biological process (GO): intracellular signal transduction
Cellular component (GO): cytoplasm
Molecular function (GO): protein phosphatase inhibitor activity
Source: RefSeq, a predicted model, not a curated record
GUGUCCCUGGCUCAAAAUGCCCUUGCCUGAACACUGAGGGCUUGGAGAGGCUGAGAGGAAGGAGAGGGGAGCUGGGAAAGACACGCCGGCAGGUGCUGACGACAGGACAAGUGUAUAGGUCAGAAAUAAGAAAGCUUAUUAGGGGAAGGUAGGGCAAGAGAUAGAAUAAAUAAAAACUAAGAAAAAAGAAACUGGCCAUUUUUUGGGAAAAGCUGGAGCCCACUUCUUUUUUUUAAGCCUGGUUCAAUUACCUCUGCACGGAUUCUCCUCUUCGUCUUCUUGUUCUUGCUCUCCUCUCUGACAGACAGCACCACCAUGGAAACUGGGAGCCCCAGAAAGAUUCAAUUCACCGUCCCCCUGCUGGACACCCACCUGGACCCAGAGGCAGCAGAACAAAUCAGAAGACGCAGACCCACGCCUGCAACUCUGGUGGCAUCCAGUGAUCAGUCCUCACCAGAAAUAGAUGAGGAUCGGCUUCCAAACCAGCUGUACAAGGCUGCUCUGUUGAAUUCUCCCCGACAACGAAGAAAAGGACAAAAGGGGACACCAACCAUGAAAGAGCUGCAGUUUCUUGUAGAACAUCACCUGUACAGGCAGCAGCAGGGAGCUGGAGACGAGUGCUCCUCAGAGAGCUGCUUGUCUGACCGGCCCAGUCCCGACUCUGUUCCCACUGGUGAGGAGCUCCCACAUGAUGACGAUGCCACUGCAGAGGCCUUUGAAAAGCUGCGCUGCCAAAUGGAAGAGUUCUCCAGGGAGAGCCUAUUAGAUGCUGGCGGUGAACUUGAGUGCCCCCUUUCCAAGGAGAAAAACGAUUGUGUGGCCUCUGUAGCAGAUCCCUCGUCCCAGAAAGAAAAUGCACUAACAGACACAAAGGCAGGAGCAUCCAGUGAAGAUCAGCCCUCAGGGAAGAAGACGAAGAAAGUCAGCCUCGAGACAAAGAAAUAAAGACGUCUGUGGAGCCAAAUGUUGUCCAGUCUGCUCAACACACUGACAAAAGAUUGUCCAUGCAGAUUGAGGAACAUCAGGGCAUCGCUAUACCUCUGCAGCCAGGCUUUAGUUACCACCUCAAGAAUAAGACAAAAUAUUUCUUUAUCUGUUUGUGAAAAUUAAACCACAUUUUUAAUAGUUUUUACUGUACUGCUCUGAAGCUUGCCAAUUGUGUGUCUAAUCUGAGAUUCAUGCAUCAGUGACAUUCAUAACUGUGCUUCAUACAUGAUAUUCCCUCGUCUUGAUCAAAACAAACAACCAAAAAUAGGACAAGACUUUCUUUUAGAGAUGUUUUAGUUUGUGUUAUGAGUUUCCUAUUUCACGUCGGAUCAAUAAAAUGGAUCAGCACAUCAUAAACAAAGGGAUCUAAUGAAGUUUAAAUUGUAAUUAGAAUAAUUAGGGCCUAAUUAUGUGAGCAGUGUGUUGAGCGAAAUUUAUGCGAUCACCUAAAACACAUGCAUCACCUAAAACACAUGAGCAAAUCAUAACUUGCUGAGCUAUGAUAACUGAUUAAUUAUUGAGUUCAAAAAGUGGCCCCCCCAAAAAGUAAAAUGACUUUUAAAAAUCAAUUUUUCCCCAUUUUUAUAGUUAUGCAAUCCUUUUAUUUAUUUUUUUAACCAAACAUGCACCUACAUAAAAAGUAUCAUCACAAAGCCAGUGUUUUUUUGUCCAACAUUGUUCUGAGCAUUUUUUACUCAUUACUGCAAUGAUUGUUUAGCAUGAUUAAUAAUGCUUCUGAAAGAAAAAUUUACUACUUAGUAGAACUGAUGAAAACAUUUUCUGUGACUGGUAUUAGCAUUCAACCGUGCUACUAAUUUUUUCCAGCAGCUACGCAAGUUUGAUUAGACUUUAUUUUUCCGACUUUAUUUUUCCAUAAUUAGCAUGUAGUUGCUUAAACGAGGAAAGAUAGCAUAUUUUAAGAUGAAAAACGUAAUUUCUAACAUUUCCCUAAAUAUUGCUACCACCUCACAGCAUAACAUACUAAAAAUGUUUACUUACAGUACUGUAUCAAAAUCCUGAUGAGGAUUUUUUUUGUCCUGAUGUCAACCAACUUAAGCAUAUAGACUGACAAUUACAGCCAGUUCAAUAGAUGUAAAUGUUUGUAAACUAACACACGACACUUAAUCAGUAACAAAUCACAGUUUUAACUGGACAGUCUGAAAAUGCUGCUCUAAUAUGUAAGUUCACAAAACACUUCACACAUUCAUAGCUUCAUUUCCUUCUGAAGAUGAAUCUGGAUCUGGUCAUACAGAAACAGUUUUUAAUGAACUUAAUGUUUACAUUUUUGCUCCCUGUUGAACUGCUGUUCAUUCCAUUUUGAUUUUUUAUUAAUUCAUCAUCUGUGGUUCCAGUAAUUUCUGUGCACAACAAAAACAGUGGUUGUCACCGCUUUGUUUUACUUGUCCUGCAAUUUAAUGUCAAAUGUUUAAGUUGCAGUGUGUGCAACAGUCCCCUUCACUGACAGCUGUGUGUCCUUAUUCAACAAAUCAAGAAUACCAGGCCUCCUGACACACACAGUGACCCACUGCAACCUCUUUCUCUCUGUACAACCAUCUUGGUAGAUUCUCAAGUAAAAACUAGAUUUGAACGACAAAAUAAAGUGCAUGAAUUAUGUUUUUCAAGUUGUAAUGAUUAAUGAAAAAUUGGCCAUGCAAAAGACAUUUAGUUGGUGUGGCAAUAAAUCAAGGAGAGGAGAUAACAAUGAGGAGAGUUUUGAUGAUUUUGUCCAAAAUCAAAAUGGAUACUUCUCUCAAAUGAUUUAUUUCAAAUUGAACACUUGAGUUUGUGCAUGUAUUUUUGUGUCUGUGGUGACUCUGUGAAGGCCUGGAAACUGGCUCAGAGUUUAUCUCAGUCCUGCCUAGUGACUGCUGUAAUAAGCUCUAGCACACUUUUUAACAGACAACAGUCAAGUGUGGAAAAUUAAUCCUUUGAGUUGGACCCAUGAGUAUUGUACUUUCUGAAAAGAGUGACUUUUUAAUGAGUAUUUUAUUUCACUGCAUAGACAGAGUUACAUGUUGCUCCUCCAUAUGGAAAGCAAUUUAACCACCAGAUUGUAAAUGUGUGGCUGACAAGUUCAUUACAUUGGGAUAAAUCUGAAGAUUAAUUUACAUAUUUUGGAUUAGCAAGGGGAAACUCAUCUCCACUAAGCAAACUGCACCAUCAUUCUGAACAUAUCAUUGCUUAUUGGGAAUCAGAGCAGGCCAUAAUAAACAUCUAAAUGCAUGGCACUGAAUGUAAAGUGAUGAUAUUUUUAGGUCUGAAUUUGAGGGAUUUACUAUACAUUGCUGUAUUUUAUACAACAAUCUAAAUAUUUAAAUAUGGGAACAAAUUGUAAUUGCUGCAUUCUCUGUAAAAUAUUCUUCUAGUUUUGUACGUGCUAAAGAAAUUAUGAAGCGAUCACCACUUUUUGAAUUGUUCUCAUCACGUUCUGAGGUCUUUGUUUCAUUGCAGUGGCAUUAUCAUGUAGAUUAUGUGACAAUCCCUCCAAAACCUUCCCAUCAUAUUUACCAUGUCUGAAAGUAACAGAACAUCUUUAGUUAACAGUUGCAGCACUGGCAAUUUUCUCAACAACAAACAAAGACUGUAAAACAUUCCUGUAAAAGCUUUCAUUUCCCCUCCCCUGUAUUUAUGAACCCUGUAAUGUUUGUGUUUUGGAUGGUAACUGUACUUUAAAUGAAUUAUAUUUGGAAGUUUUUGUUUCUGUUUUAAUUGAAUGGAUAGCUGAUUUGGGUGUGUAAUCUAGAUUUGUUUGAUACAAUAAAAUGUUUAAGUUGG